AUGUCUGGCUUUUAAAAUGUUGGUAACACACACCUCACACUCAUUCACUCUCUCGGGUGGCUUUUUUUUUUGAAAGGGUGCUGCUUUUUUUAGGGCAAAAAAAUAAAAUAAAAAAAAAAUAACCCUUUUUUCCCUAUAAAUAAAAUAUACAUAUAUAAAAAAAUGGCUACUAAUAUGGAGAUGUCCUUAAGUUACCCUGCCUCCAAGUUUGAGGCUGAUAACACUUUGACCAACCCCGUCGUUUUGGAAAAGUAUCAACUUGCUGCUGAUAUCGUCAACGCUGUUCUCCCUAACGUUGUUAGCAAGGUUUCUGCCGGUGUUUCUGUCUGCGAUCUCUGUCAAUACGGUGAUGAUCUUAUUGAAGCUCAAACCAAGAACAUGUACAAGUCUACUGAAAGAGGUAUUGCUGUACCCACUUGUGUUUCCGUCAACAAUUACAUUCAAUAUUUCUCUCCUCUUGCUGAAAACGACAUUACCUUGAAGGCUGGUGACAUUGUCAAGAUUGAGUUGGGUGUUCACAUUGAUGGUUAUAUUGCUACUGCUGCUCACACCACCAUCGUUGCCAACACAACGGGAGAACCCGUUACCGGUAGAGCUGCUGAUGUAGUUGCUGCCACCCAUUUUGCAUAUGAAGCUGCUAUUCGUAUGCUCCGUCCCGGUGUCAAGGCUUCUGAAAUCACUCGUGUGAUUACCGAGAUUGCUGCUUAUUUCCGUUGUCAACCCGUUGAAGGCACCUUCUCAUCUCCCAUGAAGAGAUUUGUUUUACGUGCAGGAAAGGAUAUCGAGAACCGAUUCUUGGACGAAUUGAUUGUUCAAGAUUUAGAUAAAUUUGAUUUUGAAGUUGAAGCUAACCAAGUGUAUCAAUUAAAUGUGAUUUUGUCUACUGGAUCUGGCGAAGUCAAGAACACAGAAUAUAAGCCCUUUGUGUACCAAAGAGAUGUGAACAAGUCAUAUCAACUCAAGAUGAAGUCUGCUCGUCAAGCUUAUGCCGAAGUCAAUGCUAACCACACAGUUUUCCCUUUUGCCACACGUUCUUUAUCUGGUAACAUGGCCCGUCUCGGUCUCACCUCUUUAUUGUAUCAUGAGCUCAUUACUGCUUACCCCGUGAUGCGCACCAAGCUCCCCUCGGAUGUUGCUGCUCAGUUCAAGGGCACUGUUCUUGUUACUGCUGAAGGACCUGUCCGUAACACACGUGCCUUGCAACUCCCUUAUGUUCACUCUCAAUACUGCAUACCCGAAUUCACCACUGCCGCUAAUGUCUUGAAGACACCUGCUGUGAAGGAGAUCAGACAAGCCAAGGCUUUGCCUUCUGUCGAAGUCACUUUUGGUGAACGUCGUAUUGAGAAGGAAGAUGUUGAGAUGGACAUGGAAUAAAGAAAAAGUUAUUAAAGAAACCUUAGAUAUAAACAGACAGGAAAUUGAUAUUAGACCCCCCCUUUUCUUUCAAAAAAAAAAAAAAAAAAAAUAGUGAUUGCAUCCUAACCCCCAUUUUCCAUACUGUCGUGUAAAUAACAAAUGGAUACAAGAAUAAAUUAUAUUUUUUUUUUUAAAAAAAAAGAAGAAUGUGUAUUCUUUAUAAGGUUUUUUUUUUUUCUUACUCGCGUCAAAAUAAGAGGUUUAAA
This is a messenger RNA of Mucor mucedo, 1622 nucleotides long. Its product is annotated as peptidase M24, structural domain-containing protein. The coding region runs from base 163 to 1374 and encodes 403 amino acids. NCBI's taxonomy places the organism in Eukaryota, Fungi, Mucoromycota, Mucoromycetes, Mucorales, Mucoraceae. The transcript is spliced from 6 exons. The record is from RefSeq and is a predicted model, not a curated record.